UUUAAGAUUCCGGAAGCGGAAGUGAUGGGUCUUUCCUCUCUGAGCCGUAGCUGCGUAAGGUCUACGGACGGAAACGCUGCACCAUGCCUCGUAAAAUCGAAGAAAUCAAAGACUUCCUGUUGACAGCCAGGAGAAAGGAUGCCAAAUCUGUCAAGAUCAAGAAAAAUAAGGACAAUGUGAAGUUCAAGGUGCGCUGCAGCAAGUACCUGUAUACUCUGGUCAUCACAGACAAGGAAAAGGCUGAGAAACUGAAACAGUCCCUUCCCCCUGGUUUGUCUGUGAAAGAACUGAAGUAGAUUCGCUGUCUGUUGUAUAAUAAAGUAAAAUGUUUAAACAA
Bombina bombina (fire-bellied toad) is the source of this 337-nucleotide messenger RNA. It is a transcript of the gene RPL38, whose product is annotated as ribosomal protein L38. The record is from RefSeq and is a predicted model, not a curated record. Gene Ontology annotation, molecular function: structural constituent of ribosome. The coding region runs from base 84 to 296 and encodes 70 amino acids. Gene Ontology annotation, cellular component: cytosolic large ribosomal subunit; ribosome. The transcript has 5 exons. Gene Ontology annotation, biological process: translation; protein-RNA complex assembly. Lineage: Eukaryota; Metazoa; Chordata; Amphibia; Anura; Bombinatoridae.